Molecule: messenger RNA, 1541 nt
Organism: Plutella xylostella (diamondback moth)
Lineage: Eukaryota; Metazoa; Arthropoda; Insecta; Lepidoptera; Plutellidae
Gene: AsnRS-m
Product: asparagine--tRNA ligase, mitochondrial
Biological process (GO): asparaginyl-tRNA aminoacylation
Cellular component (GO): mitochondrion
Molecular function (GO): asparagine-tRNA ligase activity; nucleic acid binding; ATP binding
Source: RefSeq, a predicted model, not a curated record
UAGUUUUGUAAAUAAUACACGGAUUUUGAAAUGCAAGGUUAAUAAUUUAUCAAAGAAAAACAAUAUUUAUAACAAAUAUGUGGUUUAAAAAUGCUGUUACUAGAUUCCCACAAGCCUGGUUCAAAGUCUCCAAUAUUAAAAGCGUUUGCUUUAGAAAUUACAGCGUUAUAUCUUCGGUAUUAGAGAAGCCAAACAUCGGCGAUGAUACAGAAGUUAAGGGCUGGGUGAGGAACCUCAGGGUAAUGAAAGGCGUAGUCUUCGCCGACGUCAGCGACGGAUCGUGCGCGCAGCGACUGCAGGUCGUCAUCCCCAAGGACCUCAAGACCGACGCCCUCACCUACGGCAGCUCAGUGCACGUCUCCGGAAUACUAUCGAAAACCCCUAAAGGACAAGUGGAACUUGUAGCCAACAAAGUUAAAGUGUUAGGAGAAUGCGUGGUUUUAGACGGAUACCCGUUCAACCCCAGAACUGUGCAUCCUCCAGAGUAUAUGAGGCAGUUUCUGCAUCUACGAUCUCGCACUAAUUACAUCUCUGCCAUACUGAGGGUCAGGAACUCUGUAACAAGGCACAUACAUGAUUACUUUGCCGCUCACAAGUACAUACACAUCAACACUCCAAUCCUCACCUCCAAUGACUGUGAAGGAGCUGGCGAAGUGUUCAAGGUGCAGCCCGACAGCACCGCCACAGUCAAAGCUAUGAUGCAAGAAGGGAAAGACACAGAUUCUGCAUAUUUUGGGUCAAAGACUUUCCUGUCAGUAUCAGGGCAGUUGCAUUUAGAAGCUGUAUGCAGGGGUAUGGGAAAUGUGUAUACUUUGGGCCCCACCUUUAGAGCUGAAAACUCCAGGUCUCGUCUGCAUUUAUCUGAGUUCUACAUGCUGGAGGCAGAAGCAGCUUUCUGUGACAGUCUAGAUCAGCUACAAGACCUUAUUGAGGGGUUACUCAAGCAUGUAUUAGUGCAAACAAGAAAUAGUAAUGAGGCUGACUUAUUUAUAAUAGACAAAGCCAAUGCCAGUCCUCCACUGUGGAUAGACAAACAGUUCAUUACACUAAGCUAUGAUGAAGCACGGAAUAUUCUAGAGAAGAAGCAUUUAGAUGUGACUGAGGAGGGAAUCAACAAAGAACAAGAGUUGGCUUUAGUGGAGUAUUGUAAUGGAACACCAGUGUUUGUUGUCAGAUGGCCAAAGAACCUCAAAUCAUUUUACAUGAAAGAAUGUGAAGAUGAUAUCUCAAAGGUAGAAGCACUAGACCUCCUAACCCCAAUAACAGGAGAAGUAGUUGGAGGCAGCCUCAGAGAGGACGACUAUGAAAAGCUGAAGCAGAAACUACCGUCAGCGGCCCUGAACUGGUACUUGGAGCUGAGGAAGUUUGGCAACAUCCCCACCGGGGGCUUCGGUCUAGGGCUGGAGAGACUGCUGCAAGUUGUCUGCAGUGUCAAUAAUAUCAAGGACACGUUGCCGUUCCCGAGAUGGCCACAUAAUUGUGACAUGUAGGUUAGGUUGUAAGAAUUCUGUAGUUAUGUAAAUAAAUGCCUAUUGAUUGUU